Molecule: messenger RNA, 1580 nt
Organism: Glossina fuscipes
Lineage: Eukaryota; Metazoa; Arthropoda; Insecta; Diptera; Glossinidae
Product: solute carrier family 25 member 51
Exons: 4
Coding region: 499-1434 (311 amino acids)
Source: RefSeq, a predicted model, not a curated record
UAUGUGUGAAUAAUAAAAACAUAUAAUACUUCAUUUAAAAAAAAAAAAAGAAAAUAAGAAACAAUUGUAAAAAAUAAAAACAAAUUUUUUUUUUUUCAAUUUCCAUAUCUCCAGUAGAAAAUUCAAUAAUCAAUUCGGUGUAAAGUGAGAUAAAUUUUUAUGUAUCUCGAUUAACUUAACUGUGUAUCUCGAUUAUCAUUAAUUUGGCUGUGCAUUCGAUUAAUUAUCAUAUCGUUUUUUGUUUUUUUUUUUUUCGAAGGAAUUUGUUAAACAUUUGCGACAUAUGAUUAAGGCAUAAUUAAACUGUUGCCUCUACGUAUAUUAACGCCAACGUCAACGGUUAAUACGUAUUGCACGCGUGCAUGUAGUUGUAGUAAGCUGGCGAAAUGUUGGGGAGAUUACAGGGGCACUAGCUAUUGAGUAAAAGUAUACGCAAAUCCUAAACGGGGCAUAUAUGUAUUCGUGCUUAUAUAGAAGGAAUCAAAAAAAUUCACAAGCAUGAUUGCGGAGGAGAAAAAAGUGCAACAGCAGCAACAAACGAAUUGCAAUGAGCUCCGUAGCAUUCCAUUGAGGAGUAAUGUAUUUACUGAACGAUUUUUCGGUUCCUUCAAUUGGGAAGAAUUCGCAUGCGGUUGCGGAGCAGCCUUUGUCAAUAUAGCGAUUACCUAUCCCAUUUAUAAAAUGAUAUUUCGACAAAUGCUACAUGGUGUACCUAUAACAUCGGCCUUUAGUCAACUGCGGCAUGAAGGUCUAAUGUUUUUAUAUCGCGGCAUGCUACCUCCACUCGCACAAAAAACUAUUUCACUGUCAAUUAUGUUUGGCGUAUUUGAUGGAACGAGACGUUACCUAGUUGAUGAUUAUCGCAUGAAUGCGUAUAAAGCUAAAAUUGUUGCUGGGAUUACUGCCGGAACAGUGGAAACUGCUUUAUUGCCAUUUGAGCGUGUCCAGACACUUCUCGCCGAUGCGAAAUAUCAUCAGUACUUUGAAAAUACCCAGCGAGCGUUUAGAUAUGUUUUUGUACAUCACGGCUUCCAUGAGCUAUAUCGUGGUAUUGUUCCUGUACUCUGGAGAAAUGGUCCAUCAAAUGCACUAUUUUUUAUAUUACGUGAGGAAGCAUCUAUUAGGCUACCUCAACGGUCAUCAAUCUCGACAAGAGCUGCGCAAGAAUUUAUUGCUGGAGCAAUAAUAGGAGCUAGCAUAAGUACGUUAUUUUACCCGCUAAAUGUAAUUAAAGUGGCUAUGCAAAGUAGUAUGGGCCAUCCGGCGGAAAGCAUGUGGACGACUACGUUAAAAAUUUACAAAGAACGAGGAAAUAGUAUUAUGUACUUUUAUCGAGGAUGCGGUUUCAAUACAGCUCGAUCAUUUAUUAGUUGGGGUAUUAUGAAUGCCGCCUAUGAAAAUUUAAAAAAUCUCAUGACAUUGGACAGCCUCUAGAUUGAUCAUUAACAAUGCCAAAACCCAACGAUUGAUCUUGACGAGGUUUUCCAGAGGCCCUGUCAUAUCCAAACAAUAUUUAUAAUCAUCGGAAGCUGUACGUAUGUAUUUUUUAGUUAAUUUUUAAAAGAGAAGGAACUCGUAUA